Messenger RNA from Penicillium cosmopolitanum, 1677 nucleotides. Its product is annotated as GMC family oxidoreductase. The record is from RefSeq and is a predicted model, not a curated record. NCBI's taxonomy places the organism in Eukaryota, Fungi, Ascomycota, Eurotiomycetes, Eurotiales, Aspergillaceae. The transcript has 6 exons. Gene Ontology annotation, molecular function: flavin adenine dinucleotide binding; oxidoreductase activity, acting on CH-OH group of donors. Bases 1 to 1677 code for a protein of 558 amino acids.
AUGGGAACUGCUUUUGAUUAUGUCAUCGUUGGAGGAGGUACAUCAGGUGCGGAACUACUCCAGUGUUGUUUCUCUGCAAAACGCAAGCUGAUAAGAAGCAAAGGCUGUGUAUUGGCUAGCCGUCUCUCUACUUACCUACCACAGAGCUCGAUUCUUGUGAUCGAAGCCGGCUUGGAGCAGGAUCCUCGGGUUAAACCAAGUUUAGGCCUCGUCGGACAGCCCGCAAGAGAAAUAAAAUGGGUUUUCCCAAGUGCCCCACAGAAGGCACUUGGCGAUAAGACGACGGAUUUCACGCAAGGCAAGAUCCUCGGUGGAACCUCGUCAAUCAACCAUCAAGUCUGGUCUCGUGGUGCGUACGGGGAUUUUGAGCGAUGGGGAACCGAGGUAGGCGACCAACGGUGGUCGUGGGAAGGAUUACUCCCGUUCUUCAAGAAAUCCGAGACUUUCAUCCCUGGGGUCAAUCUGCAGGAUAAGGACCUUUCUGCAUUGCACGGGGAUUCUGGGCCGAUCAAGGUUUCCCAAGUUUCUUCAUCUGGGCGUCCACGCGAGUAUCCAUUGAAGGAGGCCAUGGCUAGAAUGUACGAAUCUGUAGGAUGUCAGCGUGCUAACGACAUGAACUCUGGCGAUAUUCUGGGAUACAGCGAGGCGACGACUAGUUCCUACGAUGGAAUCCGCCAGUGGUCAGCAGGAAACUACCCGUUCGGUGAAAAUGUAACGAUUUGGACCGACACCCAUGCGACCAAGAUUGUGUUCCAAGGAAAGCGUGCAACAGGCGUCGAGUUCUUGCGAUCUGGAAACGUCAAAGGCGAAGUGUCAGCGAGACGGGAAGUCAUUGUGUCGAGUGGAGCUCAGGGUGGGAUUGGGCCUGGUCAGGAGCUCGAAAGGCAUGGAAUCCAAAAGGUGGCAGACCUUCCGGUUGGUGAGAAUUAUAGUGACCAUCCCAUGCUGGCCACAUACUGGAACCUUGAAGAGCGCGGCCUAUCCCUUGGAGAUGUUGCAAUGAAAACUCCCGAGUGUGACUGGACCACUGGACUACCCGUGGACUGGAUGGCCUUUCACCGUCACGAUAAUGAUUCCAUUGUUGCUCUUGCCCAGAGUGAGCUUGAUGCUCUCGAACUGGAACGCUUUAAGAACAAGAGCAGAGCGCACACUGAAUCCGUCAUCCUAUACGGCCAUAUUGACUUCACUGGCAAGGCUGGGCCGGCGCCAACGGGAUCCAACAUCUGCGUCAUGAAUAUUCUGGUCACACCCUCAUCCCGUGGCACAGUGACGCUACGGUCCACCGACCCAUUUGACUCAGCUAUCUGUGACCCCAACAUCCUGUCGAACGAGUUUGACCGGCAGCUCUUCUUUUCCGUUGUGCGCUUGACAAGCAACGCUCUCGAACAAUCUAUUGGUCCGGAAUAUGGUCUCGCGGAAUAUGGUAUGGACGAGAGUAUCAAAGCUGACUACAGUGACGAUGCCAUCAUGCAGCGCUGUAUUCGAAUUGCGCGCCCUGUCAACCACGGCAGUGGAACCUGCGCCAUGGGCAGCGUUGUUGAUGCCGAAUGUCGGGUCAAGGGCAUCGAGGGCCUGCGAGUCAUCGACUCGAGUGUGAUUCCUCUCCCUCUCUGUGGACACUACCAGGCCGCUGUCUAUGCAAUGGCGGAGCAGAUGGCCGAAGUGUUGUCAGCCUAG